CUUCCGGGUGCGCGCUCGACUUCCGGCAGGGGGCGGAAACUAAUGGACGCUUUCCUACGUUAGCAUAACAUAGCAAAGGUACGGACGCCCAAGCUGCGGUGAUGUGAAGCGCCGCCGCCGCCGCAAUGAGAUAACAUGGAUAAAGUCACAAGUGACUCUUCAACGGCUGACGAAGAAGAAAGUUCGGACACCAAAAUUAUAUGUUUAAGAAGAGUCGGGAGAAAUUCUGACUGGCUUCGCUUGUUUGAAAACACAGAGGUUACUAUUGGCCGUGGCUUAGAUGUGACCUAUCAGCUUCUGUCGCCUAACUGCCCUUUAAUGAUAUCCAGGCUGCACUGUAUUUUCUCCCAAAAAGAAGAUGGACACUGGACAGUCACAGACAACAAGAGUAUCAAUGGUGUGUGGGUGAAUGGCUGCCGCAUACCCAUCCAAGAAGCCCACCCCCUUAAGUUCGGCGACUCCAUACAACUUGGCGUUCCUGUCAUCGGGUCCAAAGUGGAGUAUGACUACACGCUUGUGCAGCGGUCGCUCAGAGAAAUUAGGCACAACUUGGCAAAGAGCGAGCAAGAGGGCGCAAAGGUCAAGAAACCGAAGAGGAAGUUGACACAGGCCGAAGUGGAGCCAUCCACUUCAAAGUCCAAACGGCACCGCUGCUCGUCCGCAGACAAGUCCUUGGCUCAGUCGUGCCCGCAGCCUCCGGUCAAGCCCGAGCCGCAAGAGAAUGAAGAAACCAAAGUGACCUGCGGUGCCCCAGGUGUCACCCGUGACAUAGACGACUUAGAAAUGUAUAGCCAGAACAUCUUGAUGUUGAGGGAGCAGGUGGAUAACACCCAAAGGCAGGUCGCCACGCUGGAGGGUGGGCCCCAUUCCAGUGACCCGCACAAGAGGGAGCGGGUCAAAGAACUGCAAGGGCAGCUGAAGACGUUCUGUGCCAAGAUGCAACAAAUGGAGACUUUAGAGGGGUUCUUCAGUGCAACUAAGCGGCAGAUAGAGAAAACACAGCAGGUAGAGGACCUGAUGGAAAAAAAGUUGGAAGAAGCCUUGCAGGAGCAAAAGAAAGUAAUAGAUGAACUCGCCCACUCUCGGAAAAGCUUCGAGGAGAUAAUCCUGGCCAAGGACAAAGAGCUUGAAGUCACAAAGGAGGAGAAGGAAAAGGCGAGAGCCCAGAAGGAGGAAGUUGUCACCCAAGUGACCGAGGUCUUGGAAAACGAGCUUCAGUGCAUCAUUUGCUCUGAGCUCUUCGUUGAGGCAGUUAUCCUGAACUGUGCUCACAGCUUCUGCUCUCACUGCAUCAAGCAGUGGUGCAAGAAGAAAAACGAGUGUCCCAUCUGCCGACAAGCCAUCAAGUCUCAAACCCGAUGUCUGGCGCUGGACAACUGCAUCGAUAGCAUGGUGGAAAACCUGGGCUUGGACUUUAAGGCCAGGCGCAAGAUACUUCUCUCUGAGAGGAAAGGUCAUUUCUCUGGAGUCCUCAAUGCAAUAAUGUCCAGGCACAUCGGAAGCACCCUGACUGUGGACAGAAGGAGACUGAGGAGGAUCAUUGCUGAAAACCCAAAUUGGUCCUUGGGCCUAGUUCCCUUUUUAUCAAACCUCUGCCUUGAAUCUAUCGUGAGAAACUAUGAGGGAACCCCCAUCUAUGCGGAGCUUAGACCCAGCCAGAGAGCCUUCGUGCAGGAGAGACUGUCCACAGAUCUGCCACUUCCUGUGACCGCCAACUCCAUCGAUGAUGGCGUCUACUGGAAGCGAUGCUGUGAGCAGCGGUGGGAAAUUUGCGACGUGUCUCGUUACGGCAACAGCUGGAAGCGCAUGUUCUUCGAGAGGCACCUGGAAAACAUUAUUGAGCAAUUCAUCCCGGAGACGAGUCACCUCAAGGUGAUCACAGACGCCAUUCCUCUAUGCGAGAGGUACGUGAAGAAGCUGGACAUCUCCCAAAUGCUGCCGCCCAUCAAGGAAGUCAAGCCGGGAAAGCAGGAAGAGGAAAUGGACUUGCUGAGUGAAGCGGACUCGGACGCGGCUCUCAUGGAACACUUUGACUUCCGUAACCUCCUGAACAAGCUGAGCAACCUGGAGGAGGUCCACUUGACCUACUGGGUCAAACAGUGUGGAAUGAACUUUGAAUGGAGGAUGUUCGAGAUGGCGGAACGGGACUGUGAGACUCUCUCCAAGGCUCUUGCAUCCUGCAAGGUCUUGAAAGUGGUACGACUCUAUGAAAGUCACAUCGAUGAUAGCAAAUGCAAGAUGCUGGCCAACACCCUAGUCAACCACCCCUCCCUAACGGAGCUCAACCUUUCGCACAACAUCAUCGGGGACAAGGGGGCCAAGGCGGUCAGCAAGCUGCUCCAAAGCAGCAAGCUGGAGGUCCUGAACAUGAGCGACAACGUCAUUCGAGACGCGGGAGCCAACGCCAUCGCAGACGCCCUGGCUAAUAACUGCCCGUUGUUGUCCCUCAACCUGCGCAUCAACCGCAUAAGCGACGAGGGCGGGCAGGCCAUCGCCGUUGCCUUACUGAGAAACAAGACCCUGCACCACCUGCACCUGGGAGCCAACCUGGUGACCGGUCCUACCGCCAUCAGACUGUCAGAGGUGCUGGCUAAAAAUCAAACCCUGAAGAGCAUCAACCUCUCCUGCAACAAACUGGGUGUGGAUGGAGGAAAAGCUCUGGAGGAGGCCAUUUCUCAAAAUAGCUGCUUAACACAAUGUGAUGUCCGACUGACGGAGGUCGACGAGCAGAGCGCCUCCGUUAUCAACCAGGUGGUUCGGACCAAUGAGAGAUUGGAACGACAGAAAUAAGCACAAGGAGCCAAAUCACCUGCCUGACAGUCUUCAGAGUACACAACAUCAAAACACAGCGGAAGAGACUCUUGACCGCAAAGAUCAGAUGGCAUUAUUGUGGUACAGUGUUAUAUGAAGUGUUUUAUCAGUCUUUUGUAAAAACGUUUGGUCUAGCUUUUUGCAUGCAAGUGAAUAAGUGUACGGCUGUGCAAUGAUGUGUGGAACGUCACAAGACUAUUGAUAUU
Molecule: messenger RNA, 3017 nt
Organism: Entelurus aequoreus (snake pipefish)
Lineage: Eukaryota; Metazoa; Chordata; Actinopteri; Syngnathiformes; Syngnathidae
Gene: drc5
Product: t-complex-associated-testis-expressed 1
Exons: 13
Coding region: 136-2790 (884 amino acids)
Biological process (GO): ubiquitin-dependent protein catabolic process; double-strand break repair; nucleocytoplasmic transport
Cellular component (GO): cytosol; site of double-strand break; nucleus
Molecular function (GO): small GTPase binding; histone binding; GTPase activator activity
Source: RefSeq, a predicted model, not a curated record